AUGUUCCAGCGUGAACGUUUCCGCAACCGGAUCACCAAGGUGACCACCAAGAUGUUGUACUCUGUAGACUUCUUUUCACGGCCGCUGGACCACUUCCUGUCCUCUGAGGAUCCACGAGCGCCACCUCAGGACCGCACGGUGGUGCACGACGACGGCCAAUGGGGAGGCUCCGAGCCCCACCCCAACUUCCUGAUCCGCCAGGCGGAUCAGCUCCACCACGCGUUAUACGUGAUCCAGGAGGCGGCUUCCGAAUGGUAUCCAGCGGCCAUUGCCGAGGUUUUCCGGACGGUUCAUGGGAGCGCCAUUCAGCACGUGCCGCUAUUCACCGACGUGCUGUAUGGCGUCGACGCCCGGGACCUGGUCCCUCGCGCGCGCCGGAUUUUGAGUUCUGAAUCUCGGGAGUACCAGCAGUUUGUUCAUCGAGUUUUGAACGACGCGAUGAUCCGAACCGUUUUCGCCCCGCAGGCCCCUGGGCCACAAGUAUCCGAUAUUCGACGGACCAGUGAUCGACCUCGUGACCGCCAGGCGUCACGACCCCGGCCAGGCCGGAGUGGCCGUCAAGCUGACAGGACGGUCAUCCCGCAGGACAUUCGGAAUCAGAUUCCCGUGAUCAACGGCACCCAAGUCUGCAUCCGAUACCAGGCGAUGUCCGGAUGCUCUUUUCCCCGUUGCCACCAUGUCCACACACUUCAACGUCUUCCUCCACCCGUGCUUCGCUGGGUUACUGACCGACAUGGUCCGCUUAAGGGCGGCCACCCUCAGCGCGCUUGA
Phytophthora nicotianae INRA-310 is the source of this 771-nucleotide messenger RNA. RefSeq lists its product as hypothetical. Bases 1 to 771 code for a protein of 256 amino acids. The record is from RefSeq and is a predicted model, not a curated record. Lineage: Eukaryota; Oomycota; Peronosporomycetes; Peronosporales; Peronosporaceae. The transcript has 2 exons.